AUGGCGAGCUGCUGUAUCGUCGCCCCUCUAAAAGGCCCUGCUCCGGUCAAGGCAGAAGAUGGCAGAGGAUGGACAGACGGCGAGAGAGAUGAAGGAAGGGUUGAAGCUGACCAGAUGGACGAGACUCGCGACAGGUCGGUCGGUGGUGGAGGCGAAGUUGGUGGCCCGCCCCUGGUGCUUUGGAGGGGGACUGCCGGACACUUCUGGGGUCUGGUAUUGGAUUUCUUUGUGCUUCUGCCACUUGUUCUUGCGGCCGGGAACUUGCCGGGACAAAUCAAGUCGGACCAACCAACAUCCAUUGUCAAGAUCGAUUGA
Molecule: messenger RNA, 315 nt
Organism: Trichoderma aggressivum f. europaeum
Lineage: Eukaryota; Fungi; Ascomycota; Sordariomycetes; Hypocreales; Hypocreaceae
Exons: 2
Coding region: 1-315 (104 amino acids)
Source: RefSeq, a predicted model, not a curated record